This is a messenger RNA of Dinoponera quadriceps, 1530 nucleotides long. RefSeq lists its product as uncharacterized. The record is from RefSeq and is a predicted model, not a curated record. The transcript has 5 exons. Bases 1 to 1530 code for a protein of 509 amino acids. NCBI's taxonomy places the organism in Eukaryota, Metazoa, Arthropoda, Insecta, Hymenoptera, Formicidae.
AUGAGCAACCCGAACCAACAACUCUUUCAAUAUCGCGGACCACGUACGGCUGAAUAUUACAAUUGUUUCUUCAAUCCAAAUAUAUGUCACGUUUGCAAAUGUGUAGACAAUUUGAUAUCAUGCGAUCGAUGCUGCUUGAUUUCUUACUGCAGCAAUGUGCAUAAAACCAAGCACCACAAGGAACACGAGGAAAUCUGCAUUAUUAUAACUCAGGUUUCGAAUGUGACGUCACAAGAGGAUAUGCGCCGGCAACAGUUCAGUAACUGGCAGCAGUGGAUUCGAUCAAGAAAUGAAUUUAUGGAAGCAAUCCAAAAGAAAUUGAAACGUCCAAUGGAAGUUUACGAACAGCAAAUGAUAUUGUGGUCAAAGACCUGUGUUGUGUGCCAUCAGCAGACUGAGCUGAAAACCUGUCAAAGAUGCUUUUCCGCCAACCACUGCGAUCAGCAUGCGGAAAGUUUUCCCAAGAAACAUAAUGACGCCAAAUGCGAUCAAUUAAUGCUGUUACUCAAUAUAGAUAUCGAAAACAUCUCUGGUAAUACACAGAAUAUGAGAUUUCAUGCCGAAAUUAAUAUAGGGGACACAUGGUCGGAAUCUAUAAAGGCAAUACAGAAUCAAGGUUGCCCAGUAAUUUUAAGCUCUACAUGUAAAAAUCAGGCACGAAAUGAGAUAAUUAAGAUACAAGAAACCCUGAAUAUAAUUAAAGAACCUUAUUUCAAUGGCAAAAAUUAUUUCGCUGGUCUUGUACCGCACAAAAACCCAAACACUGGAGAUAUAUAUUUCCGUAAUGAACAUUUAAUAUUUUAUGAUGAUUUACUUACUUACGAAGUGGAUCAAGAUAGGCGUAGAUUUAGCAACAGGCAAGAAUGGAUCCAGUCGAGAAAAGAAUUGUUGGAAUUAGUCAAACUCAAUCUUUGCCGGCCAUUGGAGACGUACGAGUUGCAAAUAAUCCUGUGGUCGAAAUCGUGUAUUGUUUGUCACCAACAGGCUAAACUACACACUUGCCAGAAGUGCUUCUCCGCUAAUUAUUGCGAUGAUCAUGCAACAGAUUUUGGCGUGAAACAUGACGAAAGAAAUUGUGAAGAGAUGUACAAAUUUUGCACAGAAUUUAUAUUGAUACAAAGAGGAAAUGUGAAUUUGAUUGCUCAGGACUACGUCAUGUCUGAUUAUCUUUCAGGACCACUCACCGUCUAUUCUGGAUUAAAGAGAAUAAAUGUGUUAAGUAAAGGAAGGAGUUUGAGGAAAUUAAAUCUGCUAGAAAAUUCUGUCGUUAUUCAUAUUAUAGCCGCAAAUUCUUUGGACAGAAACGGUCUGGAAGCUUGGGAAAUUUUGUUACAUCUCUUGCCUGAUGUACAAGAAUUAGUGAUCAUUAUGAUAGGUCCAGAAUUAUCGUACGAUAUGAAAACAUGUGAUCUUUGUAAUCGAUGCAAGGAACAGAAGACGCUCUCCUUUUUUUCUAUUCCUUUGUUGUACCACAACUACAAUGUUCCUCAAAGUUCUACUGUAGUUUUAGGAGUGAAAGUUGAAAGAUAA